AUGCACCCAACAAGGCUUUUAGACAUCAAAUUGCGGCUUUUGCAACAUAUAAUAGGAAGCCCAAUGUCCCAGUGCAUGGCAGAUCUUGUUGAUCUCUUUAAAGCGCUCAGCAUGGAGCUAUCUCUUGAGAAAUUUGAGGAUUGUGCUGGUGUGGGCGACGAGGCUGUAUUGCAGGAUUUACUGCCGGAAUGUGUAUGCAGUACGCAGCUCUUUAAACAGCUCUUAAUCGAUCUGGGCUCAUUGGGGUCUACUCAGGGGUUUAUCCUUUCGGUUUUUCCAGAUUGUACUGAGAUGCACUUGCCGACCACUGUUGUCGACCUCGGCCCUGGUUCGGCAAAUCUAUAUAACCAUCUAUUGAGGACCUGUUGUAGGACCUGUUUGAAUCGGUGUUUAGCCACAGGGAUAGAAGGAUCUGAUCUCCUUAAGUUUCUGUUCGCAGACACUGGAAAGAUAUCGCUUCUCUCUACUGAUGAUCGCAAAUAUCUUAUUCUGCUUAUUUCCGGCUCUAUAUUCUCGUCAGCAGAAACAGCAUGCCCAUUCUGCACGCCGAUGAGCGCAAACGCCUCAAGUCUUUCACAAUUUGAUCAGUUGUUACCGCAGCGCCAAGAUUUCAUAGACGACAUAAGAAAGUUUUCAACCGAUUUCGAAAACAAGCACGCGUCCCAGUUCUUAGGCUAUACUAUAAGCCCCACUGGAAUUAACUUUCCUGCGUCAGCUAUGCAUCACUUAUAUCAGUCAAAUGGUGCGGAGCUCUCUCAGUGCUCUGUACAGACAUCUAGGGUCCUGGAUAUAUAUCUGCAAGAUAGCAUUGUCAUUGACGAGAGAGCGUCACUUACAGCGGUUAGCGAGCCUGUCACUGUCAUAGACUCUCGCCCAAUAGUGGAACUGAGCAGAAUGACUGCUACUAGUGGGGUGGGCGAUGAGCUUGUUAAUUGUAGCGGCGGUAAUGCAGCGAGCUUACUGGACACCUUCCCUACAACUAUCCCAAUAUCUGCAAAGCAGCGGACCGAUCUGUCAUAUCUUUCUGAAUUACCCAUUGCGUGCGGGAUAACCCCAACUGUGACGCCAGGAAUAGGAAGGCAUGUAGAUCAAAACACACUGAAGCUUGAUCAUAUGGCAAUAUCUAAUAGAUCACCAUCGCCAAUACAUUGCUUUCACCAGGCCGUUGAGCCUGUUCCAAUAUCUGCUGUAACAGACUUUUAUGAGGUAGACGUAGAUAAUGAAAAUACAGAGGAAUUACCCUUCUCAGUGGGUACAGCUCGUGCAACAAAGGAGCUAUCGCUUGCUCAAAAAAAUACACAUAUUAAUACUGUAGUUAUGAAAGAACGGCAAGAUAAAACAUGUCCUAUUGAGUCAGAGCCUCAUAGUCACACUACCAUGGAAGAGGAGGUAAUGGUGUCUUCUCUGUCUUGCAUUCUGGAACGAGUGCCCAAAACCAAAUCUAUUUCUAAUAUAUCUGCAAAUAAUAUACAGAAUCAGGACAAACAGGAUAGAACAUAUCUAGAAGAAAGAGCAGGUUUGCCUCUAUCUUCGCCUUCACCUUCGGAUGCCCCCAUUACAAGUCCGCAGCCUGUAACGGCAAUCAAAGUCAGAGAUAGCACAUCAGGCAUAGACGCAAGCACUGAUUGUUGCAAUAUUUCCAUUGCAAGCGCGCAACCAGACCUACAGGAUUCCAUGCUUAAAAAGGCGAGUUCACAGCAGCAACUAUUCUCACCAAGAGCAAUUGCCGUGCGAAUUACUAAAAGAAAAAGCCCGUCUUUGUCCAAAAAACAAAUACACAGUUCAAAUUCUCCACAAGUCCCCCCGCCAGAGCAGACGUAUACUGUUACUAGGAUCCACCGGGUUCAACCCGUCAAGAACAGUGGACUUACUUCGGAGUCCGACCCUGCUUCUGGCUUUCCUGUCGAGGUAGAAGCUUCCGUGACCGGUGCGAAUUUAGAGCACGUACAUGAGUUGGAGCGGGGUUCAAUCGCUUAUACUGUAUCGUCAGCCAUUCACGAUGCUAUAAAGCUCAACCCCAUGACAGCUGUUCUAAAAGUGGAUUCAAUAAAGAUCGACUGUUCGGUCAAGGAGAAUAAGAUCGAGUCUGUUGUUACUGGCACUGUAGAAGAGAGCGUGCUGAACAACACCUCUCUAAGCGAGUCUGCCAAUGCCCAAUGCACCGCAACUUCGGUGCGGGACAGUCUAUCAUCGUCACUGCCUAUUGUUCCCCGACCUCCAGUAGCUGCUGCCGUUGCUGCGAUCUCUGUUCGGGCAGUGCUUCAAGGCGAGCAGCUGGAUGGAUCAGACACCUUCCAGGAACUUACUGGAAGUGUUAGGCGGCAACCAGAGGACAGGUCAGAGUCUCCCCUGGUUACGAUUAGCGCUCAUCCUUCCAAUUAUGCGUCCCCAACAUUACCUAUAUCUCCCCUUCCAUCUGCGCCUCAAGUAAUCCUGGAGACAGCAACCAAAGAAGUCCCAAUUGAUCAAGAGAACCCCGCAGCAACAAGUUCUAUUUCAGAGAGCCCACUACCAAGAAACAGCCAGAUCUACAUACCCCCACGACCUGAUGACCCAAAUGACUCUUGCCCCCCUAUUUCUCAUGCUCAAGAGCCUAAACCCGAGGACUCUACCGGUUUUGCAAAAGAGGAAGAAAGCCUUACAAGAGAGCCAACACCUGAUUCCUCUGAGAUAGCCACAGCCUCUCUCCACCAGCAGCAACCAGCUGUGGGAUGUACCAAUGUAAGCAUACCAGAAGAGAUUCAUAAGGUGACAACCGAUGAAGAUGCUAUGGAUGCUGGUCCAUCGGCACACAGUAUAAAGAACAUUAAUAGCCCAGAAAUACAGGACCUACAAGAUGUUUUGCGAGAGAUUGGCAAUUCAAUAAACAGUAGAGGCGCAUCUCGGGCCACAUCGCCGAACCACGGUGCACGAUCAUCAGGAAUGCAACUUGUCCAGGCGAUCCCCAUCCUUGUUGACAUGCUCGACGCAACUGAAGCGUUGAUUCCAAGAGCUACUGCCCAGGCCAGUAUAAUGAAUAUUGAAGUUUCCAUAGAUGAAGUCAAUGGAAUGAGCAGUAUUUACGAUCAAGUCAUCGAGGCCGAACCAGAGCCUGAAUCUAAGGAGCAGCCGUCUCCCCAGCUCCAUGACACUGUCAUGUCUCCAUCACAGUUGGAGGCUGACCGGAUGCAACCGCUUAAUGAGGUUCAUGAAGCCAUGCAGGAUACCACGCUUCCCUCCCAAGGUGUUAAUCCAGAGGAAGUUGGUGCUAUCCUUGCCCUAGAGCUACAGAAGGAAGAGGGCGAGGUGAAUACUCAUCAGUCUCAUGAGGAUUCGGCUGAAGAGAUACUCCUUAAUGGGACUCCGAUUACCAAGUCGCAGACAAGGCAGGAAAAAGUCAAACGCGGCAUGUGUGGGAGCCGAUCAGUUAGCAAAAGCGGAAGCCGACUGACUAGCAGGACAGGAAGCCGAGCAAUCAGCCGCACAACAAGCGAGAUCCACAGUGAAGUACCAUCAGGAGCUACGUCAACGCGUGCUAGUCGGCGACUGGGCAAGAUAAAGCUAUCGUCAGCAGCAAAUGUUAGAGACAGCUGUUCAGAUGCCAAGGAACCGGCUACUCCAGAACCCAAAGACCCCGUAGACUUACCUGCAACGUCUCUUCCUGAAAGCAUUGCCCCAUCUGUCGACCUAGCCACUCACUGA
This is a messenger RNA of Giardia duodenalis, 3681 nucleotides long. RefSeq lists its product as uncharacterized. The transcript has a single exon. The record is from RefSeq and is a predicted model, not a curated record. Lineage: Eukaryota; Fornicata; Diplomonadida; Hexamitidae. The coding region runs from base 1 to 3681 and encodes 1226 amino acids.